GUGCAUUAUACUGGGUCGCUUUACCCUUCAGGAGAAGUGUUUGAUUCAAGUCUGGAUAGAGAUGAGCCUAUUCAGAUUCGUUUGGGCCAAGGAAUGGUGAUCAAAGGAUGGGAUGUUGGUCUUGCCACCAUGAGAGUGGGCGAAAAAGCUUCGCUGUUGAUUUACCCUGAAUAUGGAUAUGGACCUCAAGGCAGCCCACCAAAAAUUCCAGGAAAUUCAACACUCUUGUUUGAUGUCGAACUUGUAUCUGCAGAUUUGUCAACUGCAGACAAAACCACGGACGAAAAGAUUGCUGCAGCAACCCUUCACAAAGACGAAGGCAACAACUAUUUUAAGCAUAGCGAGUUUGCGCUUGCAAAGGAGUGCUAUCUUUCUGCUCUGAAGCUAUUCAAAAACACACGAGAUACGAUCUCUGCAGAGCAUGAUACGAUCAAGCAGCUGCAAAUCACUUUGAAUUGUAAUUUGGCAGCUGUUUAUCUAAAACUAAAGGAUUUUAGUGCUGCCGUUGACUGCUGUCAGAAAGUCAAAAGCAUGGAUAUGACCAAUGCCAAGGCAACGUAUCGACUAUCUCAAGCAUACACUGGACAGGGACAGUUUGAUGAUGCUGUAAACAUGCUUCAAAGCCAUCGCGAUGUAAGUGGACUAUGA
Molecule: messenger RNA, 648 nt
Organism: Batrachochytrium dendrobatidis JAM81
Lineage: Eukaryota; Fungi; Chytridiomycota; Chytridiomycetes; Rhizophydiales
Exons: 4
Molecular function (GO): protein binding; peptidyl-prolyl cis-trans isomerase activity
Source: RefSeq, a predicted model, not a curated record